AUGAACUCUCAGACCUCCAAUCUUUUCGACUACGCUCUCAAGUCGAACGACGCAUGGGCAAACUACAAAGGCCAUCAAAACCCGGCAUUCUUUCAAAAGGCUGAGGCCGGUCAGAGUCCAUCUAUCUUAUGGUUGGGAUGCUCCGACUCUCGCGUGCCGGAAACUACGGUCCUAGGACUUCAACCAGGUGAUGUAUUCGUACAUCGUAACAUCGCCAAUAUUAUCUCACCUACCGAUAUAAACAGCAUGGCAGUAAUCGAGUAUGCCGUCGAACACCUCAAAGUAAACCACAUCAUGCUCUGCGGUCACACUUGCUGUGGCGGCGCAACCGCCGCGCUCGACGAUGUUCGCGUCGGUGGUGUCAUUGAUACAUGGAUCACUCCCUUACGUGCCCUUAGGAGGACCAACGCUGAGGAAAUGGCUGAAAUCAAAGAUACUAAACAGAGGGCAAUCAGAUUGGCCGAGCUGGGUGUUGAGAUGGGUGUGCGCAACCUGCUCAACAACUUCUCGGUGAACCAAGCCAUCAAUGAGCGCGGUCUUACUGUUCACGGUUGCAUCUACGAUAUUGGCUGCGGCAAAAUUCGAAAUUUGAGAUGUGGAACCGACAUCUGUAUCGAGCCACCAGCCAGCAAAGCAACGGGACUCGUCCGCGGCGAUCAUGGAACCUUGGUUUUUGCCGACGACGGUAGGAACAUGGCUAUCCAGUGA
This is a messenger RNA of Blumeria graminis f. sp. triticale, 708 nucleotides long. The record is from the annotation of a GenBank genome assembly. NCBI's taxonomy places the organism in Eukaryota, Fungi, Ascomycota, Leotiomycetes, Helotiales, Erysiphaceae.